AACAUUGUAAUAUUACACGAAUAAAGUUGCACAUUUACGAGAAAAAAGUUGUAAAUUUAUGAGAAAAAACGUAAUAUUAAAAGAAUGUAGUCGUAAAUUUACAAGAAAAAUGCUGCAGUAUUGCAAGAAUAAAGUUGUACAUUUAUGAGAAAAAAUGUAAAUAUACAAAAAAACUGACAUUUGCGAGGAAAAAAAUGCCUAAAUUUACUAGAAUAAAGUCGUGAAAUUAAUUAUUUAAUGUAUUUUUUUAAAACAUUUUUUCUCUGACUUUUUUUUCUCGUAAAUGUACAACUUUAUUGUCCUAAAUGUACAGCUUUUGUUAAUAAUAUAAAUCAAACUACAAUCUAUAAAGAGGGGGCUUCUGGGUAGUCCGGUUUCCUCCCACAUUCCAAAAACAUGCAUGUUAGCUUCAUUGGAGACUCUAAAUUGUCCAUAGGUAUGAAUGUGAGUGUUUGUCUAUAUGUGCCCUGCCAUUGGCUGGACACCAGUCCAGGGUGUACCCCACCUGUCGCCCGAAGUCAGCUGGGAUAGGCUCCAGCAUGCCCCCCAACGAGGGUCGUUGGGGGGCAUCCGUGCUUGCAGGCGAGCGUCUGGUGGUCGGGCUUUCACCCGUGGAACCCAGCCGGGCUCAGCCCGAAGAAGCCACACGGGAUCUCCCCCCCGUAGACCCACCACCUGCGGGGGCAAGCAUAAGGGUCCGGUGCAUUGCGUAUUAGGUGGCGGUCGAGGGCGGGCACCUGGGCGACCUGGUCUUCGGCGGCCAAAUCUGGCUCUUGGGACAUGGAACGUCGCUUCUCUGGCGGGGAAGGGGCCUGAACUUGUGAGCGAGGUUGAGACAUUCCGACGAGAUAUAGUCGGACUCACCUCGACCCACAGUUUGGGUUCUGGAUCCGAACUCCUCGAGAGGGGAUGGACCUUGUUCUAUUCUGGAGUUGCUGCAGGGGAGAGGCGGCAAGCUGGUGUGGGCUUAUUAAUAGCCCCCCAGCUCGGUGCCUCUGUGUUGGAGUCAUCCCCGGGGAACGAGAGGGUCAUUUCCCUACGCCUUCGGGUUGGAGAAAGGGUCCUGACUGGUCGUUGGUAAGUACGCGUAAGUACGCGCCAAACGGCAGUUCAGAGUACCCAGCCUUCCUGGAGUCCAUCAGAGGGGUGCUGGAGAGCACCCCAACUGGUGACUCUGUCGUUUUACUGGGAGACUUCAACGCCCAUGUGGGCAAUGACAGUGUGACCUGGAGGGGCGUGAUUGGGAGGAACGGCCUCCCCGAUCUGAACCCGAGUGGUGUGAUGUUGUUGGACUUCUGAGUGAACCACAGUUUGUCCAUCACAAACACCAUGUUCCAGCAUAAGGAUGUCCAUAAAUGCACAUGGCACCAGGACACCCUAGGCCGCAGGUCUAUGAUCGACUUUGUUGUCGUAUCAUCAGACCUGCGUCCGCAUGUUUUGGACACACGGGUAAAGAGAGGGGCUGAGCUGUCAACUGAUCACCACCUGGUGAUGAGUUGGAUUAGAUGGUGGAGGAGGAUGCCGGACAGACCCGGCAGACCCGGCAGACCCAAACAUGUAGUGAGGGUGUGCUGGGAACGUUUGGCAGAGUUUCCUGUUUGUCGAGUCUUCAGCUCUCACCUCCGGCAGAGCUUCUCCUGCAUCCCAGGGGAGGACGAGGAUAUCGAGUCCGAAUGGGCUCUAUUCCGUGCCUCCAUUGCUGAGGCAGCCAAUCGGAGCUGCGGCCGCAAGGUGGUCGGUGCCAGUCGUGGCGGCAAGCCCCGAACCCGAUGGUGGACACCAGAGGUCAGGGCUGCCGUCAAGCUGAAGAAGGAGUCCUAUUGAGCAUGGAUGGCUUGUGGGACUCCUGAAGCAGCUGACAGGUACCGGCAGGCCAAGCGGCACGCGGCUUCGGCGGUGGUCGAGGCAAAAACUCGGGUGUGGGAGGAGUUCGGUGAGGCCAUGUGUUUUAGAAUAUUUUUAGAGGAUCGUGUUCAGUCGGCACACAGAAUGACACAGACACAUCAAGGUAUUUUAGCCUAAACAAGGGCGUAUUUAUUUAAGCAUCAACACACAAGAUAUAUGAUUGCAGCGAAAAAGCCUCUUACCUACGCCAACAGGGUGGAGAGCCAACACCCAUGGAAGAGUUCGCAUCAAUCGGCUGGGCGUUCGAUCACAACCCGCAGCAAACUCCGUCUAGGUGUUUUCGCUCACCCCUCUUUAUGCCAGUCUGUUCAUGCGAGCGUGAGAACGGGGUGGCCUGCCCCGAAACUCAGGCAUUCGCACACAGAGUUACUGUUUUUAACAAAACAGGCGCCAGGCAACCUAGUUUGGUUUUAUGAGUGUCCUGUCUUCCUCAGUACAUAACAAGCACCUGGUAGGCAAGGUCAGCAGAUAACAAUAACAAGAUACUUCCCAAACCCAUCACCCUUUCUCACAUUCGUAUCAAGGGAAACGAAUGUUCAGAACAGCACAAACCCUUUCUCACAUUCGUAUCCUGGGAAAUGAAUGUUCAGAACAACACAAACCCAUCACCCUUUCACACCAUGGAACACAACUUUCGGUCGGCCUCGAAGAGGUUCUGGCAAACCGUCCGGCGCCUCAGAAAGGGGAAGCAGUGCCCUGUCCACACUGUUUACUGCUGACCUUGACUGAGGAUAUACAGUAGUCGGACAGUGGACGGAAUACUUUGAGGCCCUUCUCAAUCCCACUGACAUAUCUUCCAUAGAGGAAGCAGAGUCUGAGGACACAAACGCGGACAGUUCCAUUACCGUGGCUGAGGUAUCUGGGGUGGUCAAAACGCUCCCCAGUGGCAAAGCUCCGGGAGUGGACGAGUUUCGCCCUAAAUUCCUCAAGGCUCUGGAUGGUGAGGGACUGUCUUGGCUGACAUGUCUCUUCAACAUUGGGUGGAAGUCGGGAACAGUAUCUCUGGAUUGGCAGACUGGGGUGGUGGGCCCCCUUUUCAAGAAGGGUGACCGAAGGGUAUGUUCCAACUAUAGGGGGAUCACACUCCUCAGCCUCCCUGGGAAAGUCUAUUCCAGGGUGCUGGAGAGAAGGGUACGACCGUUAAUCGAACCUCGGCUACAGGAGGUGCAAUGUGGUUUUCGUCCUGGUUGCGGAACACUGGACCAGCUCUACACCCUUGCAAGGGUACUGGAGGGUACUUGGGAGUUUGCCCAACCAGUCUACAUGUGCUUUGUGGACCUGGAAAAGGCAUUCGACUGUGUUCCUCGCGGUGUCCUGUGGGGGGUGCUCCGGGAGUAUGGGAUUGGUGGCGAGCUACUACGUGCCAUUCAGUCCUUGUACAACUGGAGCAGGAGCCUGGUUCGCAUUGCCAGUAGUAAGUCAAGCCUGUUUCUGGUGAACGUUGGCCUGCGCCAAGGCUGCCCUUUGUCACCGAUUCUGUUUAUAAUUUUCAUGGACAGAAUUUCUAGGCGCAGCCAAGGUGUCGAGGGAGUCCAGUUCGGGGGCACUAAGAUCUCAUCUCUGCUAUUUGCAGACGAUGUGGUCCUGAUGGCCUCAUCGGGCUGUGACCUGCAGCGUUUACUGGGACGGUUUGCAUCUGAGUGUGAAGCUUCUGGGAUGAGACUCAGCACCUCCAAAUCCGAGGCCAUGGUUCUCAGUCGGAAAAGGGUGGAUUGCUCCCUCCGGGUUGGGAAUGAGGUCCUGCCCCAGGUGGAGGAGUUCAAGUAUCUCGGGGUCUUGUUCACGAGUGAGGGAAGGUUGGAGCGUGAGGUCGAUAGGCGGAUCGGCGCAGCGUCUGCAGUAAUGCGGUCGCUGUACUGGACCGUCGUGGUGAAGAGAGAGCUGAGCCGGAAGGCAAUGCUCUCAAUUUACUGUUCGAUCUAUGUUCCCACCCUCACCUAUGGUCAUGAGCUUUGGGUCAUGACCGAAAGAGCGAGAUCGCGGAUACAAGCGGCUGAAAUGAGUUUUCUUCGUAGGGUAGCGGGACUCACCCUAAGAGACAGGGUGAGGAGCUCGGUUGUCCGGGAGGAGCUCAGAGUAGAGCCACUGCUCCUUCACAUCGAGAGGAGCCAGCUGAAGUGGCUCGGGCAUCUAGUCCGGAUGCCUCACGAACGCCUCCCUGGUGAGGUGUUUCGGGCAUGCACAGCCGGGAGAAGGCCCCGGGGAAGACCUAGGACACGCUGGAGGGAUUAUGUCUCACAGCUGGCCUGGGAACGCCUUGGUGUCCUCCCGGUGGAGCUGGAGGAGCUGGUCGGGGACCGGGAAGUCUGGGCUUCCCUACUGAGACCGCUGCCCCCGCUACCCAGACCCGGAUAAGCGGAGGAAAAUGGAAUGGAAUGAAAUGGAACACUAAAGAAGCAGGAAACAUAUAUAAAACAUAGAAAAAUACACUAAAUCGGAGAUUUAUCAUUCAAUACACUAAAGAAGCAGGAAACAUUUAUAAAACAGAAAAAUACACUAUAUAGGACAUUUAUCAUUCAAAAUACUAAAGAAGCAGGAAACAUAUAUAAAACAGAAAAGUACACUAUGUCGGACAUGUAUCAUUCAAUACACUGAAGAAGCAGGAAACAUAUAUAAAACAUAGAAAAAUACACUAUAUAGGACAUUUAUCAUUCAAAAUACUAAAGAAGCAGGAAACAUAUAUAAAACAGAAAAGUACACUAUGUCGGACAUGUAUCAUUCAAUACACUCAAGAAACAGGAAACAUAUAUAAAACAUACAAGAAUACACUAUAUAGGAGAUUUAUCAUUCAAUACACUAAAGAAGCAGGAAACCUAUAUAAAACAUAGAAAAAUACACUAUAUAGAACAUCUAUCAUUCAAUACACUAAAGAAGCAAAAAACAUACAGUAUAUAAAACAUAGAAAAAUACACUAUAUAGGACAUCUAUCAUUCAAUACACUAAAGAGGCAGGAAACAUAUAUAAAACAUAGAAAAAUACACUAUAUAGGACAUUUAUCAUUCAAUACACUAAAGAAGCAGGAAACAUAUAUAAAACAUAGAAAAAUACACUAUAUAGAACAUCUAUCAUUCAAUACACUAAAGAAGCAAAAAACAUACAGUAUAUAAAACAUAGAAAAAUACACUAUAUAGGACAUCUAUCAUUCAAUACACUAAAGAGGCAGGAAACAUAUAUAAAACAUAGAAAAAUACACUAUAUAGGACAUUUAUCAUUCAAUACACUAAAGAAGCAGGAAACAUAUAUAAAACAUAGAAAAAUACACUAUAUAGGAGAUUUAUCAUUCAAAACACUAAAGAGGCAGGAAACAUAUAUAAAACAUAGAAAAAUACACUAUAUAGGACAUUUAUCAUUCAAUACACUAAAGAAGCAGGAAACAUAUAUAAAACAUAGAAAAAUACACUAUAUAGGAGAUUUAUCAUUCAAAACACUAAAGAAGCAGGAAACGUAUAUAAAACAGAAAAAUACACUAUAUAGGAGAUUUAUCAUUCAAUACACUAAAGAAGCAGGAAACGUAUAUAAAACAUAGAAAAAUACACUAUAUAGGAGAUUUAUCAUUCAAUACACUAAAGAAGCAGGAAACAUAUAUAAAACAUAGAAAAAUACACUAUAUAGGAGAUCUAUCAUUCAAUACACUAAAGAGGCAGGAAACAUAUAUAAAACAUAGAAAAAUACACUAUAUAGGACAUUUAUCAUUCAAUACACUAAAAAAGCAGUAAACAUAUAUAAAACAUAGAAAAAUACACUAUAUAGGAGAUUUAUCAUUCAAAACACUAAAGAAGCAGGAAACGUAUAUAAAACAUAGAAAAAUACACUAUAUAGGAGAUUUAUCAUUCAAUACACUAAAGAAGCAGGAAACAUAUAUAAAACAUAGAAAAAUACACUAUAUAGGAGAUCUAUCAUUCAAUACACUAAAGAGGCAGGAAACAUAUAUAAAACAUAGAAAAAUACACUAUAUAGGACAUUUAUCAUUCAAUACACUAAAGAAGCAGGAAACAUAUAUAAAACAUACAAGAAUACACUAUAUAGGAGAUUUAUCAUUCAAUAUACUAAAGAAGCAGGAAACAUAUAUAAAACAGAAAAAUACACUAUAUAGGAGAUUUAUCAUUCAAUACACUAAAGAAGCAGGAAACAUAUAUAAAACAUAGAAAAAUAAGUUUAAAAACAUUUUGAGUGUGUAGGAAAGAAUAUUCUAGUCAAUUAUUAAACAAGACCAACAUGAGCAACCAGAGCAACAUGGGGCAUUUAAACAGUAUUAUACGGAACGGUGCUGAGGAAGCAGACUACCCUCACUAUUUCAUAGAUGGACAUGAUAAAUAUGACAACAUGAAUCAGGUAGUUGAAAAGUUCAACAUCUAAUUUGUAAAUAUUGGAGCAGAGCUGGAAACAUUGGGCCUCAUUCCCGAACAUCUUCUUAAAAGUCUUCUUAAGAAGUGUCCUUAAGAAGGCGCGGGUUGGAAACUGCGCCACAUUCACGACACGUUCUUAAGUAGGGAUAAUCGUUCGUACCGGUGUUCUUAGGUUGAUGAAUGCCAACUGCGAUGCACGUGCAUGUGAGCCCUAAUUUGCAUAGGUCACCGCCUAUUAUUUCCUAUAUAAGGGCAAAAAUGUGCCGUGCGCAACAGGCAGCUGGAGGCGGAGAUGGCAACGCGCAAGGGCAAGACUGAGGAGCAGCUGGACAACAAACAGAAGAAAAACUUCAAUUGUACUGAAAUAGAGGUGCUUUUACAAGGAGUGAGCGAACACAAGACCACCUUAUUUUCACGUGUAUCCACCGGUCAUCAGGCCAUCCAAAAAGAGACGGCAUGGAGCACCAUUGCAGGAAACAUAAAUGCCAUUUCCACGGAGAAACGCACCACCGCAGAGGUUAAAAAGAAGUGGUUUGAACUAAAAUCAGAGUCAAAAAAAAGAUUGCACUGCACCGGAGGGAUCUGGAGGAAACGGGAGGUGGGCCAUCAAUCAGUGCAGGCCCCUCCCAGGUGGAUGACAGAAUCAUCACCAUCAUCAGGGAGACAUCCGUCAGUGUGGUUCCAAACACCCUGGAUACGGAUGUGGACUUUUCAUUUUUCAUAUCUGAUUCCGAAGCUGAGGACCUAGUAGGACGGAAAACACAGGCGAUAACAGAAGAACAAAUCCCGACUCAGGCCCGAACCCCGACACGAGUCAGGACUCCGACACAAGUGUCUGCUUCCUCCCGUCACCCCAGAAUCAUCUCUGGUGCUGUACUGGACAGUCAACAACAAAUAGCACACUCACUUUCUCAAAUUGCCACGACACUCCAAACCAUUUCGGAAACUCAAAAUAUUUACACAAUCAUGAUGGAAAAAUCAAAUCAAAAUUCAUAGUUUGUGUGUGACAAUGUAUUUUUUCUGUGGUUACAUUUGAUUAGACGCUGCCUAAUUAAUACAGCAGCCCCGUGCUCUGGCUCAAGACGUGGCUGGGGGCGCAUGUCGUUAUCUGGGGGUGCUACGUGCGCAAUAGACACACCACGUUUCAUUGCGAUGUUAUGCAAGACGCAGCAGGCCAUUAUGAUCCUGCACACCUGCAACAACAGAGAAUCAAUGAUUUAUCCAGUUGACCUAAUAAAACAUAUUUGCAAUGGAGAAUUCCUGGAUUAAUGAGAGCCUUCACAAAGAAUCAGAAUGUUUGCCUCUUAUUUAUUUGCCAUUCCAAAGCAUAAAUAAACUAAAACCUAAUAUUAAAUACUACAAAACCUACUGUACCUUUUCUGGUGUGUAGAGCAGCCUUCCACCUGCAGUGUCCAAACACAUCCAGCGUCCCUUGAGUAUACCGAUGGUGUGCUCCACGCAGGAGCGUGUACGUGUGUGCUUUAGCUUGUACAUUUGUUCUUGUGGGGUCUGCGGAUUAUUCAAUUUAAAUAGGACUUAAGUGGCAGAAAAUAUUUACAUAUUCUAAUUGUGAAAUUCCUUUUUUUUUGGAUGAAUUGGUGUUACGGCAAACAGCUGUUUUGCCAGCUGAUGCGCGAGCCCGUGACUGCGGCAGCCCUGUGACGCGCUCGGCAACAGGCAGAACCCUGUUUAGAUUAUUGCAGUUUUCUUUAAGAGAGCACUUGGUAGCGCACAUCCACUCCCGUAUUCAACCAGGUUACUAAAGAGGGUUUUUAUACAAUUCGCCAUUAGUUCGGCCAGUCAAGUCACAUGAUCAAAGCCAAUUUACUUUCAUGGAAAGUUACAGCGGUGAGCGCUCCCGUCUCAUCGGCUGGUGCGCGAGCACGCUAAUUACGCAGCUGUGUCAAAUCAGGCAGAGUAAAGAGACGCCACUACAUAGCAGAACAAAGGUUUUAGUUCCUCCACAGAGCUGUGAGAAUACUACCAACAUAGAGCUGAACGGACAGCCGGUUUUUCACCUCCUGAAAAAUAAAAGAAAAAGGAAAAACAGUCUGGGCUUGUUGAGUGAAGUCCUGCUUAAUUGUUCAGCGUUGGUACACCCCUUCAAGUGUGGGGAGCACAGCAAAAAAACAAAACACUUGACAGUGAAAAACCGCUGCAGCCCACUGCUGCGUCCAGGCCCCGCCCGCUGCUGCGUCCUGGACCCAGUGGAAGCAGCUGAAAAAGAGUGCAAGCGGGUGGUAGCCAACAAACCUAGCCUGAAGCUGGAGGUAUACGAACUCAUGCUCAGCAACCUUGAGGGGCUGGUGAAGAUGGCAAAACAGACCAUGCGCCAAUGGACUCGGUGGGUCCCAGAAGGAGAGCAGCCUGACUUCCGGCAGCGUGUCAGGAAUGUGGAGACUUCGAUGCAAGAGUUAAUUUCUGACAAGGCUACCUUGCUGCAGGUGAAGCUGGAAAGCAAGGGGCCCUCUGAGGAGACACCACACCAGUCACCUACCAUCAAGCUGAAACCAACGGCACUCCCACAGUUUGACGGCAACAAGCAGAACUUCUACCUCUGGAGGAAAGAGUGGGAGGCACUACAAAGGCAAGGUGAACCGACUGGCUCCAAGGAGGUCAGGAAAAUCCAGCUGUUGGACAGCCUGGAGGACAAAGUAGUGAGGGACCUUCGCCUGUCAACAUAUGGGACGGCGGAUGAAAUAUUUAGUGUGCUGGGGAAUCAGUUUGGAAAUAAGACAGCAAUUGCCCUGGAAAUCAUUGAGGAGCCGCAGGUGCUGUCACCAGAAAAAAGUUACCAACCCAGGAAGAUUGUCGAUUUAAUACAGGUCGUGGAAAAGGCCCUGUAUGACCUCAGUGAACUGGGAAACACUGGGGCCCUGAAAAAUCCACUCGUUACCAAGUCCCUGGAGAGUAAGCUGCCAGACGGCUUAAAGAAGGAGUGGCUGGUCCAUGUGUCGGAAGGAGAGGAAGCCUCAUCACCUGAGGAGAGGUUUGACAUGCUCCUUAAGUUUCUGAGAAGUCAGGAAAAGAUUUAUGAGCAGCUGGACCAGCUCAGGGAUGAUGACCCCAGCAGGAGGGAGUCAAGAGUCCCACAAAAACAUGCCCGAACAAAAACCACCAACUCCUCAAGCUCCCAACCAUCCUGUGUUGUCUGUGGAGAGAGGGGCCAUAGAAAGAGACUCUAUUACUGCAAGAAGUUCAAAGUUCUCAAAAUAGCAGAGAAAAAGGAAGCAGUUAAAAAAAUUGGUGCUUGUGGGAGGUGCCUGGAGGUCCACGACGAUGACGCAGAGUGCAAGACCACCUUUCCGUGCAAAAGCGAGGGGUGUAAUGAUGCUCAAGGCCCGGGUCAUCACUACUACCUCUGUCCCGAGGCUGCAAGUAAGGGAGAUGGGCCGAGGAAGCCAAAGCUUAGUCCAGCAAAAGGGGGAUGGAAAAAGUACACAGAGGCCCAGGAAGAGUUCCUGACAAGCCUGCCCCCUGACUCAGCCCAGCAGUGUCGUGAUGUCUUCUGCAACUCAGUCUCAAAGACAUUCAGUUCAGCCGUAUCUGAGAGGAGUUUGCUGGCAGAGAGUGGAUUUGAAGAGUUCCCUGUCAUAAUGAUGAUCCUGGAAGUUACUGCAAAUGCUGGACAGAGGAUUGGGACCCUGAUAAACUUGGCGUCCGACACGAACUACAUCACUCAUGAGGCUGCAGGUGAGCUGAACCUGAGGAGUGAGGAUGUGACGCUCAUAGUCCAUGGAGUCGGCGGGAUGCAAGUGACAGUGGAUACCAAGCGUUACCUCCUGAAGAUCCGGGUCACAACAGCAAAGGGAACCCUGAGGUCUCACCAGCUUGUGUGUUACGGACUGGACAGCAUUGCAGAGGUCAAUCGCCACAUACCACCCAAGACACUGCAAAAAAAUGUCCCUCUUCAUGAACUGGUCUGUCCUACUAAAAUCAAGCUCCUCAUCAGCCACAAGGAAGGCCGACUCGUCCCUCAAAAAGUGCGCUCUGUUGGUGACCUUGUCCUGUGGAAUGGUCCCCUUGGGAAAGCAGUGGGUGGCUCUCAUCCAGAUCUCAUGGAAGAUGUUAAAGUCACAGCCCACUUGACAAUUGAGGUUUGAAUAUAUAUUUAUCAAUGGAGUAUAUUUUAGUUGUUUUGAUGAUAAAUAAUUGUUGGGAUAUUUUAUUUGCACUACAUUUUUUGGGAUCAGGUUGCAAAAUCCAUCAUGAGGGCGAUUGCGCAUUGAAAGUGCAAGCUUUGAUUGUGCGUAAGAGUCCUCCUGAGCGUUCGUAGAAUUUGUUCUUAGAUCUAAGAACUGAGUUAAGAACACGUUUCGUGAACGCCAAAAAUCUUCGUAAGAAGGCUUUAAGAACACAUUUGUGCGUAAGAACGUUUCGUGAAUGAGGCCCAAAGAUCCCAAAUGACCCCCAGUAGAGGAAAGGAAUGCCAACUCCAUGUUCCUCACUAACGUUACACAAAAGGACAUCAUUGAUGUUGUUCAUACAUUUAAAGCCAAAACAUCAACGAUUGCAACGGAAUAGAAAUGGAAACGAUAUAAAGGGUUAUGAAUGAGAUUGCACAACCGCUAACGUACCUUAGAAACCUAUCAUUCCUGACAGGUAAAUUCCCAAACAACAUAAAAAUAGCUAAAGUAGUUCCAAUCUUUAAAAAUGGAAACAAACAUCAAUUCAUAAAUUACCGACCAGUGUCCUUAAUGUCACAACUUUCCAAAAUAAUUGAAAAACUAUUUAAUAACAUGUUGGGCAAUUUUAUAAAUAAAAAUGAGUUACUAGCAGACAGCCAAUACGGAUACAGAACUAACAUUUCAACGUCCAUGGCGCUGAUUGAAAUUACAGAGGAAAUCACCAAUGCUAUAGAUCACAGAAAGUAUUUAUGGAUUUAACAAAAGCCUUGGACACAAUUAAUCAUGAUAUCCUAAUCACUAAACUAGGAAUCAGAGGGUUAGUCUUGAAUUGGGUUAAAAGCUACUUGGCUGACAGGAGGCAACAUGUGAAGCUAGGAGAAUAUACGUCAUAUAUCAUGUGGCGUACCCCAGGGGUCAAUCCUAGGACCAAAACCAUUCAAUCUAUAAAUAAAGGACAUCUGUAAAGUCCCAAGAGACCUAAAGCUAGUAUUAUUUGCAGACGAUACAACCGCAUUGUGUUCUGGAGACAGCACACCAGAGCUAGUACAACAAAUCACAGAUGAACUAAAUCUACUAAAAAGAUGGUUUGAUAAAAACAGACUAUCCCUGAACCUCAGUAAAACUAAAGUAAUGCUAUUUGGUAAGUGUAAAAAGGAAAUGUACCAGCAAAUACAAAUUGAUGAUGUAAACAUUGACAGGGUGAACCUAAAUACAUUUCUCAGGGUUAUAACAGACCAGAAGAUGAACUGGAAAUCUCACAUUAAAAAUUUUAAACAUAAAGUGGCAAGAAACACCUCAGUACUGAAUAAAGCUAAAUUUGUCCUUGACCAAAAAGCACUACAGUACAUACGCUCUACUGUUGACUGAUAUCAGCAUAUCAAAAGUAUUGUGUGGAGUUAUGGGUCAUAACUACAAAAGUGCACUUCAGUCACUAACUGUGCGACAAAAAGGUCACUUAGGAUCAUCCAUAAUGCUGCUUACAGAGAACACACAAACUCUUUAUUUAUAAAAUCACAAUUAUUAACAUUUGCCGAUCUAGUAAACUUUCAGACGGCUAAAAUGAUGCAUAAAGCAAACAAUAACCUUCUACCCAAAAAUGUAAAACAAUUAUCAACUUAUCAACAAGAGAGGAGAAAUAUGACCUGAGGAGAAAAUGUAAGCUAAAACACUUCAAUGCACGGACAACACUGAAAACUUUCAGCAUUUCUGUGUGUGGAAUCAAGUUGUCGAACGGAUUGAGUGAGGAACUCAAACAAUGCACAACAAUGAGCCAUUUGAAGAACAAGCACAAGCAGUUGAUGUUCACAAAAUACAAAGAAGAACAGACCUGAACUACAAGUACUAACCACUACUACACUGACUACUAACUCUUCAUUGUGGAGAGUACAUGGUCUGUACUCACUCAUCAUCAAUCAAACACUCUUUCAACCAUCUUAUCAGUUAUUAUUAAGCCUCUAGCUUCCUUUUAGUAAGUAAAAACCUUGGCUAUGAUUGCACUACAUUGUCAUGUAGACCUACAAAGUACACUUGGAAGAACAAGAGGUGAAUAAAUGUAUUGCAACUGAUGUGAAACUGAUGAGGGGUAGGAUUAAAUAAGCUUUGCUUUUUCCUACUCCUUUUUGGACAUGCAAAAUUAUGAAUUGUACUAUGUGAUGUGCUACUGUUUGACUCAUGCAUGUUCAGGAUGAAUUCAAACCAUGAACCAUGAACCAUAUUAGGGGCCCUAAUACUCCGUCGUAGUAUAUUAUAUGAUCUUCAUAGAUUUAUGAACACAUUUAUUGAUAUUUAUCUUACAAUUUGAUAUAUUAUUCAUACAUUUAAGCCAUUUUUAAAAUGAUUUGACCGUAAAUAUUUUGGAAAUAAAACUAAAAUUAAAACAAAAAUGUAUUAUUUUUUCAAUAAUUGCGAAUGAAUGAGACCCUCACUGAAGGAUCCCAGUCUGAAUUGUGUUGUAUUGUGUUGUCGGUCCCGUGGUGUCACAUGACCAUGUGCCCUGACGCUGAC
Messenger RNA from Dunckerocampus dactyliophorus (ringed pipefish), 12883 nucleotides. RefSeq lists its product as uncharacterized. The transcript has 2 exons. Bases 8084 to 10354 code for a protein of 756 amino acids. NCBI's taxonomy places the organism in Eukaryota, Metazoa, Chordata, Actinopteri, Syngnathiformes, Syngnathidae. The record is from RefSeq and is a predicted model, not a curated record.